Messenger RNA from Monoraphidium neglectum, 879 nucleotides. RefSeq lists its product as hypothetical. Gene Ontology annotation, biological process: poly(A)+ mRNA export from nucleus. The coding region runs from base 1 to 879 and encodes 292 amino acids. Gene Ontology annotation, cellular component: nucleus. Lineage: Eukaryota; Viridiplantae; Chlorophyta; Chlorophyceae; Sphaeropleales; Selenastraceae. The transcript is spliced from 4 exons. The record is from RefSeq and is a predicted model, not a curated record.
AUGAUCGUCGCCAAACUCACAGUGGCGGACCUCAAGACGCAGCUCAAGGCGCGUGGCCUCGAACAGACGGGUCUCAAAGCCGAGCUGAUCGCACGGCUGCAGGCGGCGCUCGACGCCGAGGCAGCGGCGGGCGCGGCAGGACGGGCCGACGCCGUGAAUGACGAUGGCGGUGGAGACAACAACUUGAGGGAGCAGUCAAAGGCCGAGGGGGAGCAUGCAGAGCCUGAGAGUAAUGUAGAGGCGAUGGAGCAUGAGCAGCAGCAGCAGCAGCAGCAACAGCAGCAGCAGCAGGGAGAUGGGGGGCAGCAUGCGGAGCAGCCCGCCGCAAGCGAAGAGGGCGCACCCGCGCAGGCGGGCGGCGCCGAGGUGGGCGAGCAGCAGGCGCAGGGGCAGCAGGACGGCGGCGACCGCGUGCCUGCUGAACCAGCAACGGCGGCGGCAGCCAAGGCGACGGGGACGGCAGGCGACGGCGGCGCCGAGGCAGCCGCACAGCGCGCGCGCGAGGCCGCUGCGCGGGAGCGCGAGGUGCAGCGCCUGGCCUGGAGGGAGCGGGACCGCUCCCCACGGCCGCGCGCGCCGCCGCCGCGCGCGGAGCUGCCCAGCCCGGCGCCGGCGCCGGGGCGGCUCGCGCGUGCGGCGGAGUGGCAGCGGAUGGAAGUGCCGCGGGCCUGGGUCCCGCAGCCGCUGCUGAAGGCCAGCCCUAUUCCAGACGACGCGACGCCAGAGGAGAUCAAGACUGCCCUCUCGGCCGCCGGCCUGCCCAUCUCCCGCGUCGACCUCGACCCGCCCUCAGCCGACACGCCCACCGCUGCCGCGCCGGCGUCCAAGGCGGCCGCGCAGCCGCCGCCCCCGCCGCCGCGGCGCGCGGCAACGCGGUAG